This is a messenger RNA of Ornithorhynchus anatinus (platypus), 7416 nucleotides long. RefSeq names its product phosphatidylinositol-4-phosphate 3-kinase catalytic subunit type 2 beta (gene PIK3C2B). The record is from RefSeq and is a predicted model, not a curated record. Gene Ontology annotation, cellular component: phosphatidylinositol 3-kinase complex; cytoplasm; plasma membrane. NCBI's taxonomy places the organism in Eukaryota, Metazoa, Chordata, Mammalia, Monotremata, Ornithorhynchidae. Gene Ontology annotation, molecular function: 1-phosphatidylinositol-4-phosphate 3-kinase activity; phosphatidylinositol binding; 1-phosphatidylinositol-3-kinase activity. Gene Ontology annotation, biological process: phosphatidylinositol 3-kinase/protein kinase B signal transduction; cell migration; phosphatidylinositol-mediated signaling. The transcript is spliced from 33 exons. The coding region runs from base 487 to 5409 and encodes 1640 amino acids.
UCUCCCUCGGGUUGCAUCGCUCAGCCAGCUCUUUUUCUCUCUCUUUUUCUCUCUUUUUAUUUCUUUCUCUCUCCCUCUCUGGUCUCUGCUGGUGGAUUUUGGUCUCUCUGUCUUUUAAAAAAAAAAUCUGGAUGCCCUCCCCUUUCCCCACCAUCUCAGAGACCCGGCUGGUCCCUCUCUCAGCUUGCAUCUAUCACUAUUAUGAUUAUUUUGGGCAGGCUGCUCCCGAGGGGGUGGGUUAUUUGGGGGGGAGAGGGUUGGGCGAGCGAGACGCACUAAGAGGCUCUGGAAGAAGCAGUCCGCAGCCAACUGAGACAUCGACAGGAGGGGGAGGAGCAGCAGCAGCAGCAGAUCCUUGCAGAGCCCCUGGUCGUAAAGUCCUCGACACCCAGCAGGAACACCAUGCCGCUGCUCCGGAGUCCCGAUGGUGGCAGAAACUAGGGGCCAGGACCUCUUCCUCUCCGUGACGCUCUCUCCGGCCCCGCCAUGUCUGCCACCCAGGGCAAUGGGGAGCACUGGAAGUCCCUGGAGUCGGUGGGCAUCAGCCGCAGCGAGCUGGCCAUGGCGGAGGCUCUGCAGAUGGAGUACGACGCCCUGACCCGCCUGCGGCAUGACAAGGAGGAGAGCCGGGCCAAGGGGCGGGCGGAGCCGCCGCUCAUCAGCUGGGACGGGCCCGUCCUGGAGUACUACGCCAAGCCGGCGGCCGGUGGCCGGAGGGAUGUCCAGCUGGUGCGGGGGCUGUCGGGCUCGGACCCCACCCUCAACUAUAACUCCCUGUCCCCACAGGACCUGCCACCCAACCGCUGCAGCUCAAGGGGCUCCCGGCCCGGCUCGGACCCCCAGCCCUGGUGCAAGGGGGCCCUCCCAGGGGACUACCUGUACAUCUUUGGCAGCUCUGGGGGGGGACUCUCCCUGCCUUUGGGUCCCCCAGAACUGAGCGACGGGGACUCCCCCAAGAAGCUGUCCCCUCCCCCGCUGCCCCCCCGUGGCUCCAUUUGGGCCGAGGCCCCCCAGCCCCAGGGGAAGGGCUCGCCCAACGACAUCAACACCUUCUCCUCGUCCCGGCCACCCCCCGGCAAGCUUCUGGGGCGGCAGAUCCUGGAGGAGGAGGAGCGGGAGGAGCAGGGGGAGGACCGGGGGGAUGGGAGCGGGGGCGGCCGAGGGGACCUGCUGGGGGCGAUGGACUUUGACGGCAUCAACGACGCCAUCACCCGCCUCAACCUGAAGUCGACGUAUGAUUCGGAGCUGCUGAGGGCCCCUGGCAGGGACUGGAAGGAGGGUCGGGGCAUUCUGAGCUUUGCCAAGGACACGCCUGGGAAGCCGGUGGCUCGGAGCAAGACCAUGCCCCCUCAGGUGCCCCCUCGCACGUACGCCUCCCGCUGUGCCAACCGCAAGAAUUCAGCGUCCAACAAGAACCGACGCAUCUCUGCUGAUCCGAUUGGCUCCCGGCCCCACUCUGCCACCAAUGGCUAUGAGCUGUUUGAGGUCUCAGAGGAGAGGGAUGAGGAAGUAGCCGCUUUCUGUCAUAUGCUGGAUGUCCUGCGGGCUGACUCCAACGUACAGGACUACUCCCUCACCGGCUACGUCUGGAGCGCCGUCAACCUGAGCCCGGAGCACCUGGGCCCCGGCGUCAGCCUGAAGGUCACGGUAGUGUGUGACUAUCUGCGGGAGCCAGUCACCUUCACCUGUGACUGUUCCUCCACCGUGGAUCUCCUCAUCUACCAAACCCUGUGCUAUACUCACGAAGAGCUGCAUGACGUGAACGUGGAUGACUUUGUGCUGAAGCUUUGCGGGCUGGAGGAGUUCUUGCAGAACAAAGAAGCCCUAGGUAGCCACGAGUACAUCCAGCAGUGCCGGAAGUUUGACGUUGACAUCCGGUUGCAGCUGAUGAGGCGCAAGGCAGUGGGCAGUGAUCUGGCCAGGACGGCAAAUGAUGACCAGAGCCCCUCCACCCUGAACCACUGUGUCCGUCUCCAGGAAAGGCCCGUGAAGCAGACUAUUAGCAGGCAGGCCCUGAGUCUCCUCUUCAACACUUACCAUGAUGAGGUGGAUGCCUUCCUGAUGUCUGAGGGAGACUUCUCACCAAAGGCCGAGCGGGUGGUCCAAUCCGUAAUGGCCAUCUGCAAUGCCUUGGCAGCCGUGGAAUCCCCAGAGAUCACCAGUGCCCUCAACCAGCUGCCACCAUGCCCCUCCCGCCUGCAGCCCCAAAUCCAGAAGGAUUUGAGUGGCCUGACCGUGAGGGAGAACCGAGAGAAGGUGGUGGAGUCCCUGACUGCCGCCAUCCUGGAGCUGGUGGAGCUGUACUGCAACACGUUCAACGCCGACUUCCAGACCACGGCGCACGACAGUCGGAAACACGCCCUGGUGCAAGAGGCCUGCUUCCUCCCCAGGCCCCUGUCCUUCACAGUCUAUGCUGCCCAUCGCAUUCCCAUCACCUGGGCCACCAGCUAUGAAGACUUCUACCUCUCCUGCUCCCUCAGCCAUGGUGGCAAGGAGUUGUGCCGCCCCCUGCAGACCCGCAAGGCGCAUGUUUACAAAUACCUCUUCCACCUCAUUGUCUGGGACCAACAAAUCUGCUUCCCGAUUCAGGUGAACAGGCUGCCCCGGGAGACGCUGCUGAGCGCCACCCUCUAUGCCGUGCCCAUCCCGCCCCCUGGCAGCUCAUCUGAGGCCAACAAGCAGCGCCGAGUCCCUGAGGCCCUGGGCUGGGUCACCACCCCGCUCUUCAACUUCAGGCAGGUCCUGACCUGUGGUCGAAAGCUGUUAGGCCUGUGGCCGGCAACCCAGGACAACCCCAGUGCCCGCUGGAGUGCCCCCAACUUCCACCAGCCAGAUAGCGUGAUCCUGCAGAUUGACUUUCCCACCUCCACCUUUGACGUGAAGUUCACCAGCCCCCAAGGGGCAGAAUUCAGCCCCUGCUACGAAUUUGGCAGCCUGGGGGAGGAGGACCAGCGCAAGCUCAGGGACAUCAUGCAAAAGGAGUCUCUGUACUGGCUGACGGACGCGGACCGGAAGCGGGUGUGGGAGAAACGCUACUACUGCCAUGCGGAGGUGAGCUCCCUGCCCCUGGUUCUAGCCAGCGCCCCCAGCUGGGAGUGGGCCUGUCUGCCCGACAUCUACGCCCUGCUGAAACAAUGGACCCACAUGAACCACCAGGAUGCCCUGGGGCUCCUGCAUGCCACUUUCCCAGACCAAGAAGUGCGUCGGAUGGCUGUACAGUGGAUUGACUCCAUCUCUGACGCCGAGCUGCUGGAUUAUUUACCCCAGCUAGUGCAGGCUCUCAAGUAUGAAUGUUACCUGGACAGCCCCUUGGUGCGCUUCCUCCUGAAGAGAGCAGUUUGCGACUUGCGCAUCACCCACUAUUUCUUUUGGCUGCUGAAGGAUGGCCUGAAGGACUCGCAGUUCAGCAUUCGCUACCAGUACCUGCUGGCCGCCCUGCUGUGCUGCUGUGGGAAGGGCUUGCGGGAAGAGUUCAACCGCCAGUGCUGGCUUGUCAACACACUGGCCAAGCUGGCCCAGCAGGUUCGGGAGGCCGCCCCUUCGGCCAGGCAGGCAAUCCUCCGCUCAGGGCUGGAGGACGUGAAGCAGUUCUUCAUCCUCAAUGGCUCCUGCCGUCUGCCCCUCAGCCCCAGCCUCUUGGUGAAAGGCAUUGUGCCCCGGGACUGUUCCCACUUCAAUUCCAAUGCUGUGCCCCUGAAGCUGUCCUUUCAGAAUGUCGACCCCUUGGGAGAGAACAUCCGUGUCAUCUUCAAGUGUGGGGAUGACCUGCGGCAGGACAUGCUGACCCUGCAGAUGAUCCGCAUCAUGAACAAGAUCUGGGUGCAGGAGGGGCUGGACAUGCGCAUGGUCAUCUUCCGCUGCUUUUCCACGGGCCGCGGGCGGGGGAUGGUGGAGAUGAUUCCUAACGCGGAGACUCUGCGCAAGAUCCAGGUGGAACACGGGGUGACGGGGUCUUUCAAGGACCGGCCACUGGCUGACUGGUUGCAAAAGCACAACCCUGGGGAAGAUGAAUAUGAGAAGGCGGUAGAGAACUUCAUCUACUCCUGUGCUGGCUGCUGUGUGGCCACCUACGUGCUGGGCAUCUGCGACCGACACAACGACAACAUCAUGCUCAAGACCACCGGCCACAUGUUCCACAUCGACUUCGGCCGCUUCCUGGGCCACGCCCAGAUGUUUGGGAACAUCAAGCGAGACCGCGCCCCCUUUGUCUUCACCUCAGACAUGGCCUACGUCAUCAACGGGGGAGACAAGCCUUCCAGCCGCUUCCACGACUUUGUGGACCUCUGCUGCCAAGCCUACAACCUCAUCCGCAAACACACUCACCUCUUUCUCAACCUGUUGGGCCUGAUGCUAUCCUGUGGAAUCCCUGAGCUGUCGGACCUGGAAGACCUCAAAUACGUGUAUGAUGCCUUGAGGCCCCAGGACAGCGAAGCCAAUGCCACCACCUACUUCACCAGGUUGAUUGAGUCCAGCCUGGGCAGUGUAGCCACGAAGCUCAACUUCUUCAUCCACAACCUGUCGCAGAUGAAAUUCACGGGCUCAGAUGAUCGGCUGACCCUCUCCUUCGCCCCCCGCACUCACACCCUCAAGGGCACCGGCCGCAUCAGUGAUGUUUUUCUCUGUCGCCAUGAGAAGGUCUUCCACCCUAAUAAAGGCUAUAUCUACGUGGUCAGGGUGCAGCGGGAGAAUGCCCGUGAGGCCUUCUACAUUCAGCGGACCUUCGAGGAGUUCCAGGAGCUGCAUAACAAGCUGCGUCUGGUCUUUCCCUCUUCCCAUUUGCCCAGUUUCCCCAGUCGUUUUGUGAUUGGCCGCUCCCGAGGUCAGGCUGUUGCUGAGCGGCGGAAGGAGGACCUGAAUGGCUACAUCUGGCACCUGAUCCAUGCGCCUUCUGAGGUGGCAGAGUGUGACCUGAUCUACACGUUCUUUCACCCUCUGCCCCGGGAUGAGAAAGCCGCAGGCAUCAGUCCAGCCCCCAAGUCCUUAGACGGCACAUGGGCCCGGCCGGUGGCCAAGGUGGGAGGGGAGGUGAAGCUCUCCAUCUCCUACAGAAAUAACAAGCUCUUCAUCAUGGUCAUGCACAUCCGGGGCCUGCAGCCUCUCCAGGAGGGAAAUGACCCCGACCCCUACGUGAAGAUUUACCUCCUCCCGGACCCCCAGAAAACCACCAAGAAGAAGACCAAAGUGGCCCGGAAAACCUGCAACCCAACCUACAAUGAGAUGCUGGUGUACGACGGGAUCCCCAAGGGUGACCUGCAGCAGAGGGAGCUUCGCCUUAGUGUGUUGAGUGAAGCAAGUUUCUGGGAGAAAACCCUCCUGGGUGAGGUGUGCAUCUGCCUGCGGGAGCUGGACCUGGCCCAAGAGAAGAAGGGCUGGUUUGCGCUGGGUUCCCGAAGCCACGGGACCAUGUGAGCCCAGCAGAGCCGUGGCCUGGGGGCCCGGAGGAGGAGGAGGAGAAGGAAGAGGAUGGGGAGAGUGGACCUCCCUGCCCCUUCCCACCCUCUCCAUCAAGAACAAGCCCCUGAGGGGCCGUGGAGGGAGGGGCCUUUCCCCCGGUCACAUGGGUCUAUCCUCUGGACUGGGGGAGAGAGCAAAAUGUUCUCUCUCCUUCCCCUUCACACUGUGAACUUGGGUCAUGAGGGGCUGCUGCGUAGCCACCGUGAAGGCUGAAACAGAAUUUUAAGUUUACCUUGUGUCAAGGGAACAAUAACUGGAUUUAGGGUGGGGACCGGAGUAGUGCCGAGCAGGUAUCUGAGGUGAUGUGGGUUCUUUUUUUGUGGGGGGUGGAUAUUGUUAUUUUUUAUUUUUAAAAAAUGAAAAAGUAGUUUUGUCCUAACUGGACAGGAAGCCUGUUGAAAAGGGACAUAUCUCUGUGGGAGUGAGAGGGUGGGGGUUGUCUUUGGGGUUUUUGUAUCAUUGAUAAGGUUCUUACUGGACUUGUCCCCAGGGUUUUUUCUACGUAGAGGAUUAGAGCCCUCCUCCCCUCUGGGGGCAGGUGGGGGAGGGGGUGGGGCACGGACUAGCACCACUGCCUGCUCCUCUGUGGCCCCUCAGAGAUUUUGCUUCCAAAGGAGAGCUGUAUGAUUCGUACCCGUGUAAGCCAGGGCCUUCCGCCCGCCCUGCUGGAGGGCCCUAUUCCUACUGGGGCCGGGCUGGGGGCGAUUUCUCAGGACCCUCCCCAGGACUCACCACUGGUGUCUUCCGCCCCUUUCCCUUGCCCCGGGCCCUGGGGCCGGAUCUGAGUUCUGGGAGUGACUCCCUGCUCCUCUCUUCCUCCCCGUGCCCCAUCUUCCCCAGGCGGGAAGAGUGCUGUCAGUCUGGCCCUAGGGUCAAUCAGGUGUCCGCCUGACUGCUUUCCAGGUGGUUCUGGGAAGAUUCCCUGCCACCCUGUUUUGCUCAUUUUUUUGUUUGUUUGUUUGUUCCUGGCAUUCGCCCCCUCUCUCCUCCCCACCUGGAACUGCGGCUGUUUCUUGAAUGGUGAGAAGUGGGGAUGAGUGAGAAGUGCCUCCUGGAGGCUUGGACUGCUGCUUCUUCCCCCCCACCCUCCACACCCAACCUCGCGACUCUCUCCCAAGUCGGGAGGAGAGACUCUCUGAGCCACCCGACCAGGAUGGUCUCCCAGCCUCUCAGCUAAGAUGAACGCGAGGCCAAUCUGUUCCCCUUCGACGGGGGAUCAGGACCACAAGGCCUUUUUCCUCCACCUGGAGGAGACGCCUGGAACUUGAAAACGUUUGUGCCCCCAAGGGCAGGAAGCUGGUCAAACAGAAACUUCUUCUCCCUCUGCUCCCAGGAAGGAAGGGGAAGAAGGAGGCCUUUUAAGAAACUCAUUACCUGGGUUGUGGGCAGAGCCAUGAAUCCCUGUUUCCCCUGUCCCACAGUGGGUCCCAAGGUCUGUGCCCACCCAGUAAACCGACAAGCCUCUUCCAAGGGCUCAAACUGACCUUGGCGGAGCUGAUUCCAAACCCCUGUAUGUGUGCAUGCAGCCCCAGGGCUUGACAUAGAAGGUCUCUCUCUUUUAUUUUUGAACAAAGAAGGACAAAAGUUGUAAUGCAGCUGCCGGACUCUCGUCUGUGACUUUCUGUAGCAGGAAGGCUGGGAUGGCCACUCUCCUGACUCAGUGGACUGAGAUGUGUACAGCCACUGGUGCGUUUUAUUUUAUCUUGAUCUUUUAAUGAUCCUGAUUAAAUUAGGUCCCCAGCUGAAUCCAUGUGUGUGGGUGUGUCACUCCCCGAAAGUGUUUUCCAAGAAACGAUAUUCGCGGAAGAGAAAACCACCGACCACAGAGAGGCGUCGGGAGGUUUGGGUUCCAAACAACUGAUCCACAAUAAAUAUUUUGUCAUCUACCCGGGCACGUUCCGUAGUUUCAGAGGAAUUGUUAUUAAAACUGCCGAGGAUUGUGGCUCGGCCUCAGAAUUUUCA